This is a messenger RNA of Penicillium verhagenii, 345 nucleotides long. RefSeq lists its product as uncharacterized. The record is from RefSeq and is a predicted model, not a curated record. Lineage: Eukaryota; Fungi; Ascomycota; Eurotiomycetes; Eurotiales; Aspergillaceae. The coding region runs from base 1 to 345 and encodes 114 amino acids. The transcript is spliced from 2 exons.
AUGGAUAGACCUCGUUGUUUUGCGGUCUUAAAGCGUGCGUACGGGAAGUACGUCGAGGAUAUAAUACGGCGUGGUCAGAAUCAUAUCGACAAACUCGACUUUCUUGAUGCUUUUCCGACCGCUCGAAUCGAAGCUUUUAAAGCGGAAACAAUCAAAAAUAGCUUCUUAGCAACUAGCUUAGUCCUAUACAACCCAGAUCGUGUGAUUUCAAAGCUUAAUAUUCGACUUCGUACGCCUACACCACCACCAUCUCGAGGAAGCCAAAGCAGCGCGUGGGAGCCUAAGACACUAUCGAAUUAUAAGCAGCUUCAAAAACAAGCUUCUUCAAUCAAAAAGCUCUUAUAA